AUGGCGACUCUCCUACCUCCCCCGACCAAGCGUCAGAAAACGGAAAUCGCCGAGAAGGCUCGGCUGCAACAAGAAAUUCAGAGCAUUCCCGACAACCUGGGAAGCAUUCGAGUACAGUUCUUCGAUCAAGCAACAGGGUCGGCAACGGGCCCCGCGGUGUCAGUGCCUGUGGCCGAUGCCAACGUCAAAAACCUCGAGACGCUCCUCAACACACUACAAGGAAAUGAGGAUGAUGAACGAGUACCGUACCGCUUUAGCUACCAAUCCGAAGACAAAGACAACCAGACAAUCGAUAUCCUAGCAGAUCUAUACCACUCCCUCUUGCAGCCCGGCGUCAAAACCACCGAAGAUACAGUCCACCUCUACUACACCCCACAAGCCGUUUUCCGGGUCAAGGCCGUCUCGCGCUGCUCGGCCUCGAUCGCCGGCCAUGGCGAAGCUAUCCUCGCAACAUCCUUCUCCCCGGCUUCUUCGUCGACUAUGGUUACAGGCAGCGGCGACGCCACCGCGCGCGUUUGGGACUGCGACACCGGAACUCCCCUGCACACGCUGAAGGGACACACCAGCUGGGUUCUGGCGGUGGCCUACUCGCCCAACGGCGCCAUCAUCGCAACGGGCAGUAUGGACAACAGCGUGCGACUUUGGGACGCCAAAAAGGGACAGGCACUGGGUGGACCGCUGAAAGGACACGCGAAAUGGAUCACCAGUCUGGCAUGGGAACCGUACCACAUGCAGGAGUCGGGUCGGCCGCGCCUGGCGUCAGCGUCCAAGGACUCCACCGUUCGCAUCUGGGAUGUGAUCUCCAAGCGCAUUGACACAGUGCUCACCGGCCACAAGGGCUCCGUUACCUGCGUGCGGUGGGGCGGUACAGGAAAGAUUUACACCGCUUCGCAUGACAGAACCAUCAAGGUGUGGAAUGCUCAGAACGGCACCCUCAUGCAAACGCUAUCUGCGCACGCCCACCGCGUAAACCAUCUGGCUCUGUCGACCGAUUUUGUGCUGCGGACUGCCUACCAUGACCACACGGGCCAAGUGCCCGCCGCGGAGUCCGAAAAGGUGGCCACCGCUAAGAAGCGGUUUGAACAGGCGGCCACGAUCAACAACAAGAUCGUGGAAAAGCUGGUUUCGGCUAGUGAUGACUUCACUAUGUACUUGUGGGAACCGGAGAGCUCUAACAAACCGGUGGCGCGGCUGCUGGGCCAUCAGAAGGAGGUCAACCAUGUCACCUUUUCCCCGGACAUGGCAUAUAUCGCGUCGGCAGGGUUUGACAAUCACGUCAAAUUGUGGAACGCUCGCGAUGGAAAAUUCAUUACCACUUUCCGAGGCCAUGUCGGUGCCGUCUACCAGUGUUGCUUUUCGGCCGAUUCGCGGCUCCUGGUUUCCUCGUCCAAAGAUACUACGCUCAAGAUCUGGAAUUUGCGCACCGGAAAGCUCGCAAUGGAUCUUCCGGGGCACAAGGAUGAAGUGUAUGCGGUGGACUGGAGUCCGGACGGACAAAAGGUCGGCAGUGGUGGAAAGGACAAGGCCGUACGGAUAUGGAGAAAUUAA
Aspergillus melleus is the source of this 1548-nucleotide messenger RNA. It is a transcript of the gene RSA4, whose product is annotated as WD40 repeat domain-containing protein. Lineage: Eukaryota; Fungi; Ascomycota; Eurotiomycetes; Eurotiales; Aspergillaceae. Gene Ontology annotation, biological process: ribosomal large subunit assembly. The transcript is spliced from 3 exons. The record is from RefSeq and is a predicted model, not a curated record. Gene Ontology annotation, cellular component: nucleolus. Gene Ontology annotation, molecular function: protein binding. Bases 1 to 1548 code for a protein of 515 amino acids.